GCUUGUCGUCAUGCCAGUGCUUCCACAGUCUUCAAACGUAGUCUGUCAUGUAACGUCUUUUUUAGCCGCCACGCUCGGGAUACCAUUGUUUAUCUACGAUCAGACGCUGUAUUUUGAUGAUCCAGGCCACAGAAAUGUGGGCUGCCCUGACACGCUGAAGACUGACCUUUCCCUGCCUCCACAGUCCGCCACAAUGGACACAUUUACUCACCAAAGGAGGCGGAUAACUCGCUCCUGCAGUCUUGAGGAGACGGUCAGCAGGAGCACUUUCUACUCUUCCAGCGGAGAUGUGAAGCCACCUGCUUCAUAUAUUCCUCAGUCAAAGGAUCAGAAUGGAAACUUCUCUGAGAAGGAUGUGGAUGGGCAGAAGGCCAAAUCUCUCCAGGAGCUGAACACAGAUGAAGUCUGCCAGUGGUUUACAAGGAUUGGACUGCCGAAAUAUCUCCCUUUCAUCAGAGAGGCAAAACUGUGCGGAGCCAACAUGGCCUCUAUAGACCUGAACAUGUUGGACGUCCUCCACAUUUCCAGCCUGGAGGACAGGGAGAAGCUCCUGUCUGCCAUCUACAGUGAGCUGCACCCUCCCAGCACCAUCACCCGGACACUCGACUCCCUGCUCGAAACCUUGGGGCCAAAUCAUGUCGAGACAUUUACUGCAACAUUAGCGUCGAUGAGCAAGUCCAAGUCGUCGCCUCACGUCAGCUGCCUGAGCUUGAAUCGUCGAUCGCUCAGGAACAACAACCACAACUACGCUGUGCCAAGAAACCCUCAGCUGAUCGAGAUUACCAUCAACGCAUCAGAGAGGAUCGUUCACCUCCGAACCCCGACCGAGACAACGGUGGCUAAAGUGAUGGAUUCCUGCCUGAAGAUGCUUGGAAUGACGGAAGACCGGACUUUGUUUUCACUCAGACUGCACAAAGAUGCAGCGGCCGAGCUCUCACAAGAUCAGCAGAUUGGGAGUCUUCUCAGUGCCCCAUCAGACAUCACCCAGUUGGAGCUGCACUUGUGUAAAAUGGAGAAAGCAUCAAGUAACACGGCACCAAAAAGACCACAGGCCGACACGUCCAACGAGAACAUAAACAUCCAGCCGGCGAAGGAGGAGAGAAUCAGGGAGCUGAACCAACAGGUGGACUCCUUACAGAACGUCAUCCUUCAGGUCCAGGAGCUCCACCUCAGUCUGGUCGCGUUCUGUUCGGAGAUAAAGAACAUGGACGUUGACGUGAAUGUGGAGAAGCUGAGCGCUGAUGAGCUGAAGCACAAACUAGAGGCGUUGAAAAGUCGACUGAGUGAGAAGAGGAGGAUGAUGCUGAGUCUGCGUGACAACACCAACAACUCCAACAGCCACAAAGAGAAGCAGAUGGACGUGCGGCUUUUGGAGAAGAUGAAGAUGAACUGUCAGGUGUUUAAAGAGGAAAUCACAAUGGUUCAUCUCAACCGGCAGAUAGCUCACCUCCAAACUGCUCUGCAAGAGAACUCCAUCAAGGAAAAGGCUCCAAAAAAGACUCCUGCAAUUGGAAGUCUGAGCCAGCUGGUGUCGCCGCAGUCCCCUGCCAUGAUGUUUGUCGUUGAGGAGAGACGAGGACCGGACGGCUGCUAUGGCUUCACCUGCCGGUACACUGAAGGCAGCGGGCUGGUGGUGGUCAAGGCGGAGGAAUCCCACUUGUGUGUCGACGACAGGCUUGUGGAAGUUAAUGGUGUCCAGGUGAUCAACUCAACAGAGGAAGACCUCAACAAGCUUCUCCAAGUACCCACUGCCCAGAUUGUCGUCCUUCGCCAACCCCCGCCGCCCAUGACCCUCCGGCUGCACCCAGCUCUCCGGCAUCAUCUGACUGAUCCAUUGCAGAAGCAACGCCCUGAGAGAGAUGAAAUCGCCACGGAAACACCAUCACAAAGGAAACUGAUGGCCAUUUGAGGACAGUGACAGUAGUCUCUGAGUCAGAACAAGCGAAUUCUCCUUCUCCCCCAACAGGGGUUGGGACAGCGAGUCAUCCUUAUUCUACUUACUUCAUCUCAAUCCUCCUCCAUAUUAGCUGCCAUGAACUUCAUGACUUCAUUCAUCCAUGAGCCAUUCAUGGUCCAAACAGGCUCCUCCUCAUGUGUCCAAACCAUCUGCGCCCCCCUAACUUUGCCUCCAAACUUCUCCACUUGUUCUGAGUAUCUGAACCAUUCCGUUUAUCAUGGCAGGGAUCACUACCAUCAUUAGUUGACAGAAGGAUAACUGUCUGGUCUUGCAAUAUCGGGGUCCGAAUGCAAAGCCCCCCAGAACUGUUUUGGUAGGCCAGGGCCAGACAUCCCGCAAAGAUUUCAACUCAAGUCUUACUUGAGCUGCCCAUAAACCAAACCAGCUGCAUGCAAAGUCGUACAUGCCAAUGGGGAUUUUUCUGUUCUCCUAUCCAAGAAGGACACUCUUAUCCCUGUAGAGAUCUUCUCAAGACCAACUGCCUACCCACAGAGCAGCUUCUGCCAACACCACUAGGAGGCACUGCAACAACCAGAAACUUAGAAUAUCAAGAUCUUAAGUAAGAAUAAGAUGCAUCAUUGUUAAAAAUGAGCAACGCUAUUAAUCUAACCAAUGACUCAGGACAUUCAGUCAUGCUUCAUCUUCCCGCAACACUUGAGUUUGCCCAAUAGGCAGCACACUCCAUUGACAAACUCCAUUUGGUUGGACCAAAGAAAAGGAAAGCAGUAAAGAAAAUUUGCUUACUUUGUUUGCUGUUAACAAGUUUGUACCAUACCAUAAUCCUAAUUUAGCACCCAAAGUUCAUGGUGAACCUGACACUUGGAGGUUUCAGACUUAAUAUCAAGAUUGUUGCAUGCUGUAUGACACUUCCAUUUAAAUCUUACGCUACUUUUAUUUUCCAGCGUGAGGCAUGGAAGGUUGGGUUUGUUGCUGAUGAGAUUGUUUCACAGAAAAUUUUCAGUCCCUCCAAGAAAUUGCAAUUUUUAAUCACUAUAAUUUUGUCCAGUCACUGAAACAUACACACAAAUUCCACCAAUCUCUUAAGUCUCCUAUCGCCUACUCCUCUAUAUCUAUCUUCAUAUUCAUUAACACAAACAAUUUGCCCACAAAAUAUUGCUGCCACGGAUCACGAUUCAAACAUGAACGAUUCGGAGUCGAUUCAUAAAUGUCCAAGUAUUUAAUGUUAUUAUAGACAGGACUGAACAGCAAAACUCUCUAGUGGAGUGCGCUGUCACCCAAACACUAUACAGGGCAGACGUAAACAAACAUGGCUGACCGCGAGAACGCUAUUUCUGACAGUCUACAUCCCAACCCUGUGUAACAUGCUAUAUCACUGGUUGUAAUUCGCUGUACUGGUGAGCCGCUGAACAACUCACACAAACACAAACAUUCCCCUCCAAUACAUUCCUAUUAUAUAUAGUUAUUUUUUUGUAUUCACAUUUAUUAAUCUAUUUAUUUAUUGUGUGAGCGUUGUUCUUUGCAUCUGAAAUACUUUUUGCAAAUAAAGGAUAUUUGGUUAAAACCUUUGCAGCCUGGUUGUUGUUUUUUUUUAGCCUGAAAAGUGUCUCCAUUAUUUCCCAUCAUGUUGUUCCACCUAAAUGACCUUUCACCACAUUUUUUUUUAGAACAUCUGUCAAAAGUCAUGCAUUUUUUGUCCAUAAAAAUGUCCACAAAAUCUUGGAGCUAUUGAAAUAUGGAGGAAUGAACUGAAUCAUGAAGUGGUCAAGCUUCAUGUCAGCAGUUUUUGGAUUGUAUACGGUGUGAGGUGGUUUGUCAUUAUGUUUACACUAUGUGUGUCCUUGACUAUGUAUCAGAAUUAUACCUGUAUUUUGUGUGGGAGAGUUGGAUGUCAAUAAAAAUAUCAAUUUAUUUUGAUUGUAAUGGACUGGGAAUCUAUUG
Molecule: messenger RNA, 3856 nt
Organism: Synchiropus splendidus (mandarinfish)
Lineage: Eukaryota; Metazoa; Chordata; Actinopteri; Syngnathiformes; Callionymidae
Exons: 15
Coding region: 11-1909 (632 amino acids)
Molecular function (GO): protein binding
Source: RefSeq, a predicted model, not a curated record